Messenger RNA from Peromyscus leucopus (white-footed mouse), 4479 nucleotides. RefSeq names its product SEC24 homolog B, COPII coat complex component (gene Sec24b). Gene Ontology annotation, cellular component: endoplasmic reticulum exit site; COPII vesicle coat. The record is from RefSeq and is a predicted model, not a curated record. Gene Ontology annotation, molecular function: SNARE binding; zinc ion binding. The coding region runs from base 85 to 3753 and encodes 1222 amino acids. The transcript is spliced from 23 exons. Gene Ontology annotation, biological process: intracellular protein transport; COPII-coated vesicle cargo loading; endoplasmic reticulum to Golgi vesicle-mediated transport. Lineage: Eukaryota; Metazoa; Chordata; Mammalia; Rodentia; Cricetidae.
AUCUCCCGCCGCGGAGCCGCCGCCGUCAGCCGCCGCCGUCAUGUCGGCCCCGCCGGGUCCCCUCACCCGGCUGCCGGUGCCCGGAUGCCGCCCAAGCUCGGCGGAGCAGCCUCUGGCCUGGCGCCGCCGCAGCAGAACGGUCCAGCACCGAGUCAAAUGCAAGUUCCUUCUGGGUAUGGGUUGCCUCAUCAAAACUAUAUGGCCCCCUCAGGACAUUACUCUCAAGGACCGGGGAAAAUGACCUCCUUGCCAUUGGAUAACCAGUGUGAUAGUUACUAUUCUCGUCCGUAUACAGUACCAACACAAAAUGUGGGGACUCCCAGCUCAGCAAGCCAACCAGGAGCACAGCAGAUGUAUGGUAGAGGUCCUCCUGCCCCUCACAUCGGGGGUUCCACUCCAGGAUCUUUCCAAGGAGCUCCGGCCUCAGCAUCCCAUUCAUAUCCGAGUGCCUCCCAGCCCUACUCCUCUUUCGGGAACCGCUACAGUAGUCCUGCCCCGUAUUCUGCCAGCUCUUCUGCUGCUUCUCAGGGAUACCCCUCUACGUGUAGUCAUUAUCCGAUCUCAACUGUGUCCAAUGUUGUGUAUCCUAAUGUUUCCUACCCCUCGCUGCCUGCCAGUGAGCCAUAUGGGCAAAUGUUUACCUCACAGAGUGCUCCGUCUGCCAGGCCAGUUAAAGAUUCCUAUUCUGGCCCAAGCACAGCUAUUACCUAUCCACCACUUAAAGAUUCCUAUUCUGGCCCAAGCACAGCUAUUACCUAUCCACCAGUUAAAGAUUCCUACUCUGGCUCAAGCACAGCUAUUACCUAUCCAUCACGACCUCCACCCCCACCUUCGCAGCAGCACCACCAGCCACAAAGUCAUUCAGGAUACAGUUCUGGACCGUGGUCAGCUCCUGGCCUUCCACCCACCCAAGACAAUCUCAUCCGAAACCAAAUGGGACCCCUGGCUCCAGCCAACAACCACCCAACAAAUAAUGAAAAUGUCCAGCCCCCCAAGUCCAGCUCCAUAGUGCCCACAGUCUUGCCAGGACCCUCAUCAGCAAGAAUGCCUCCUGCUCCAAGUCACCCAGUGGGGCCUAUGCCCUCAGCUCCACCACCCCCGGAGCCAAUCCAGACCAAAGGUGUCGACAGCUCUUCCACCACAAGCAGCGCCUCGCCCCUGCCCAACAGCUACGACGCCCUGGAAGGAGGCAGCUACCCAGAUAUGCAUUCUUCUUCAGCAAGUAGCCCUGUUCCUGAUCGUGCCCCGGAACCUAACCCCACCCUCGCCCAGGCUCUGUCUGCAGCCCCUGCUUCCACGGCUCCUCACCCCACAAAAGUAGCAAAGCCUUUUGGCUAUGGCUACCCGACUCUUCAGCCUGCUUAUCAGAACGCAGCAGCACCUCCAAGCUCUGGCGUACAUCCCAGUGGCCCGGCGUAUUCUGGAUAUCCUCAGCAUUACCCAGGUGUGAACCAGCUGUCCUCUGGUCUAGGAGGACUGAGUCUGCAGAGUUCUCCACAGCCAGAAAGCCUCAGACCUGUGAACCUCACCCAGGAGAAGAAUAUCUUACCUGCGACUCCUGUUUGGGCUCCCGUUCCUAACCUGAGCGCGGAGCUCAGCAAGUUAAACUGUAGCCCAGAUUCCUUCCGAUGCACCUUGACCAGCAUCCCACAGACACAGGCUCUGCUGACUAAAGCCAAGCUUCCCUUGGGACUGUUGUUGCAUCCCUUCAGAGACCUGACGGUAAAGUGCAUCCUAACUACUCGGGUUCCAGUACAUGUACACGGUCUCCAGACCUCUUUGUUUCCCAAGGAUGUUUGUCUUCUUGAGUGUGGUUGGAAGUGCAACCUCUGCUACAGGGUGAACGAUGUUCCUGAAGAGUUUCUGUAUAACCCCCUGACUCGGUCUUACGGGGAGCCUCACAAACGGCCGGAAGUUCAGAAUUCAACUGUGGAGUUCAUCGCUUCCUCGGACUACAUGCUUCGUCCUCCUCAGCCUGCAGUCUACUUGUUUGUUUUAGAUGUGUCCCAUAACGCAGUGGAAGCUGGGUAUUUGUCAGUUUUAUGCCAGUCGUUAUUAGAACACUUAGACAAGCUUCCUGGAGAUUCACGAACAAGAAUAGGAUUCAUGACUUUUGACAGCACCAUUCAUUUCUACAAUUUACAAGAAGGAUUAUCACAGCCUCAGAUGUUGAUUGUAUCUGAUAUCGACGAUGUUUUUCUGCCCACACCGGAUAGUUUGCUUGUGAAUCUGUAUGAAAGUAAAGAGCUUAUAAAAGACUUACUGAACGCAUUACCAAAUAUGUUCAUCAAUACUAGAGAAACACACAGUGCCCUCGGUCCUGCCCUUCAGGCUGCCUUCAAACUAAUGUCUCCCACGGGUGGCCGCGUGUCCGUAUUUCAGACGCAGUUACCUUCCCUGGGGGCAGGACUUCUGCAGUCCAGAGAAGAUCCGAACCAGAGGUCAAGUACCAAGGUGGUACAUCAUCUUGGGCCCGCCACUGAUUUCUAUAAGAAACUUGCUUUGGAUUGCUCGGGACAGCAGACUGCAGUGGAUCUCUUCCUUCUCAGUUCCCAGUAUUCUGACCUUGCUUCUUUGGCGUGCAUGUCCAAGUACUCUGCAGGGUGCAUAUUCUACUACCCAUCUUUCCACUCUACUCACAAUCCUUCACAAGCAGAAAAGUUACAAAAAGACCUAAAACGGUACCUCACUAGGAAAAUUGGAUUUGAAGCUGUUAUGAGAAUAAGAUGUACUAAAGGUCUUUCGAUGCACACUUUCCACGGAAACUUCUUUGUCCGCUCCACCGACCUGCUGUCUCUUGCCAACAUCAACCCUGACGCUGGGUUUGCAGUACAGUUGUCCAUUGAAGAGAGUCUGACGGACACUUCCUUAGUGUGCUUUCAGACAGCCCUGCUCUACACAUCCAGCAAAGGUGAGCGGAGAAUCAGAGUGCACACUCUCUGCUUGCCGGUGGUAAGUUCCCUCGCAGAUGUGUACGCAGGAGUGGAUGUGCAGGCUGCCAUCUGCCUUCUGGCCAACAUGGCUGUGGAUCGCUCGGUGUCCUCAAGCUUGUCGGAUGCCAGGGAUGCCUUGGUGAAUGCUGUGGUGGACCCCCUGUCCGCCUAUAGCUCGGCGGUGUCCAGUGUGCCGCGCUCCACCCUGACAGCACCAAGCUCACUCAAGCUGCUCCCGCUCUAUGUUUUGGCGCUUCUCAAACAGAAAGCAUUUAGAACAGGUACAAGCACACGCCUGGAUGAUCGUGUGUAUGCCAUGUGCCAGAUGAAGUCUCAGCCACUUGUUCAUCUAAUGAAAAUGAUUCAUCCCAACUUAUACAGGAUAGACAGACUGACAGAUGAGGGCGCCAUACAUGUUAAUGACAGGGUCGUGCCUCAGCCGUCGCUUCAGAAGCUGUCUGCGGAGAAGCUGACCAGAGAGGGAGCCUUCCUCAUGGACUGCGGCUCGGUUUUUUACAUUUGGAUUGGCAAAGGCUGUGACAAUAACUUUAUAGAGAAUGUGCUUGGGUACCCUGAUUUUGCAGCAAUACCACCAAAAAUGACACAUCUUCCAGAGCUGGACACGCUUUCAUCCGAGAGAACCAGAUCCUUUAUAACCUGGCUUAGAGACAGCCGACCGCUAAGCCCCGUCCUUCACCUGGUAAAAGAUGAGAGUCCCGCCAAAACAGACUUUUUCCAGCAUUUGAUUGAAGACCGCACGGAGGCUGCAUUCUCUUACUACGAGUUUCUGAUUCACAUUCAGCAGCAGAUUUGUAAGUGAAGUCCACCAAGUGAGUCCGCGUGGACCGCUCCACAGCCGGGUAAAGCACGAUCCAUCAGAGAAGCUCAGGAGACUUGACACGAGGUGGUGUUGGAAGACACGAUGCCCGUCACUGUGUCUGCAGCUUGGGCCAGAGAUAGGGAAGAGGGAGGGAGAGUCCCUCCAGGACUGCUGCUCACCCCGCGUGCCGAGUCGGUUUCUACGCAUCUGCAGGAGCGCAGCAGUGCAGUGCUCUUCUGAGCCGGCAGACUCCAUGACUGUGGAAGGACCUGCCACAGUCUCAACUAGAUAAAGUCGUCUUCUACAACUAACACAACAUUUCUGGACUUGAGCUCGGAUGAGAGAUGCCACAGGGCAGCGGUACUGUGUCACUUGUUUGUAUGAAUUACUUUUUAACAGGAAUGAUUCAUAUUCGUGAAAUGAAUUCAACAUUUCCCUGUAAAGGCACUAGACUUUCAGUCCGUGAACUAUAGGAAAAAAUAUAUAUAAUGUACAUAAGUGUUACAUUUGUAAAGAGAAUGUAAAAUGUAACUAAGAAUAUGAAUUGCUAAACUGUGGCAUUGUUGGAUGACACUCUUUGUCACAGCUAGGGAAUGAGGUUGACUAAUGCAUAUUAUGAAUUGAAUCCACAAAAGAAACACGAAACUAUUUGUAAUUCUGUUAAAUCUUUUAUGUGGCUUUAUUUAUGAUCAGCCGACUAAUUAAAAAUAUUUUGCUUGACAGUUG